This is a messenger RNA of Abrus precatorius (Indian licorice), 1488 nucleotides long. RefSeq names its product geraniol 8-hydroxylase-like. Gene Ontology annotation, molecular function: oxidoreductase activity, acting on paired donors, with incorporation or reduction of molecular oxygen; iron ion binding; monooxygenase activity. The record is from RefSeq and is a predicted model, not a curated record. The transcript is spliced from 2 exons. Bases 1 to 1488 code for a protein of 495 amino acids. NCBI's taxonomy places the organism in Eukaryota, Viridiplantae, Streptophyta, Magnoliopsida, Fabales, Fabaceae.
AUGGACUACCUUGCACUUCUACUAAUUUCCCUAGCAUGUGUAACCAUUCAUGUCCUGGUCUCCAAGCUAUGGAUGAAAACACCCACAUCCUCCAAAUAUCCCCCAGGGCCUCGCCCUUUACCAAUCAUAGGAAAUAUCUUACAACUUGGCAACCAACCUCAUCAAGCACUUACCAAGCUUUCUCAAAUUUAUGGACCCAUAAUGAGUCUUAAGCUUGGUAACACAAACACCAUAGUUAUUUCCUCUCCACAAAUUGCCAAAGAAGUGUUGCAAAAGAAUGAUCAAAUCUUCUCUAAUAGGAAAAUCCCAGACACUCUUCGAGCACUUGAUCACCACAUGUUUUCAGUGGCGUGGUUGCCACCUUUAACACAAUGGAGAACCCUUAGGAGAGUUUGUGCUACCAAAGUUUUCUCUUCUCAACAACUUGAUUCUACCCAAGUUCUUCGUCAAAGGAAGGUACAAGAGUUGAUGGAUUAUGUUGAGGAAAAAUGUAAGAAAGGAGAAGCUUUGGAUAUUGGUGAAGCUUCCUUUACAACUGUUCUUAAUUCAAUUUCAAACACUUUUUUCUCUAUGGAUUUGGCUCAUUACACUUCUGAUGAGUCUCAAGAAUUUAGGAACAUCAUUUGGGGUAUCAUGGAAGAAGCUGGGAAGCCUAAUGUUGUGGACUUCUUCCCAAUCUUUCGCACGCUUGAUCCACAAGGUGCACGUACCAGAAUGAGUAGUUAUUUUGGAAAAUUAAUUGCGUUUUUUGAUGGUCUUAUAGAUGAAAGAUUGCGUUUAAGAGCUUUGGAAAAUGAAUCCAAGCCAUGCAAUGACGUGUUAGAUUCUGUGCUAGAACUCAUGCUUGAAGAUGAUUCGCAAGUCACUCGUCCCCAUGUUUUGCAUUUAUUUCUGGAUUUAUUUGUUGCCGGAAUAGACACAACAUCAACCUCAAUAGACUGGGUUAUGACCGAGUUGCUACGUAACCCAGAAAAAUUAGAAAAAGUUAGAAAAGAACUUGAGCAGGUCUUUGUCAAAGGUAAACAACUUGAUGAAUCACUUAUCUCAAAGCUUCCUUUCCUACAAGCAGCAGUGAAAGAAUCAUUUCGUUUGCAUCCACCAGUCCCACUCUUAUUGCCACACAAAUCAGGAGUUGAUGCUGAACUAUGUGGCUUCAUGGUGCCUGAAAGUGCUCAAAUUCUGGUUAAUGUAUGGGGCAUGGGGAGAGAUUCAAGUAUUUGGAUAAACCCAGAUCAAUUUAUGCCUGAAAGAUUCUUAGAAAGUGGGAUUGAUUUUAAAGGUAGAGAUUUUGAGUUGAUACCCUUUGGAGCUGGAAGAAGGAUCUGUCCUGGGUUGCCAUUGGCUUCAAGGACUGUGCACAUUGUGUUGGCCUCUCUUUUAUUUACCUAUGAUUGGAAGCCCAUAGAUGAGGACAUGGAUAUUUCUGAGAAAUGUGGGCUUUCCUUACAUAAAGCCCUUCCUCUUCAAGUCAUUCCUAUCAGAGCAUAA